AUGGAUAGCUCAGAUAUAUCGAGUUUUAUUGUUGCGAACUGUUUUGAUCAAGAGUCGUUCAAUAACCAUGGUGGUUUGUUAGCAACUGGGAAAAAAAGCAAAGGUUCUUCCAAUUCAACCAGUAUGGAGGAACCCAUCCGAAACCAAAAAUCUUCCUAUUUUGACUGUGAUACCAAUAGAAAUUAUCUUAAAAAUAACAAAAGAAGAUGCGUCUCUUCUCUAUCUGACGUUCAAUCAAGGUUAACUUCGGUUUUACCCACGAGAGGAACACCAAACACCAGUACAAUCAGAAAUCUCACGAAUUUACCAGAUCGUACCAUAUGCUGUAUUUACCAUAUUCCAAAAGAUGUGGAUACCAGGGUAGGUCUCUGCUUUUUGAAAUAUACUACGGGCGAAAUGAUUCUUUCUGAAUUUAUGGAUUCCCAAAUAUUUAUUAGAACUAUGCAUAAGAUUCACAUAUAUCAACCUACAGAGAUUAUUUUACCUUCAUCUUCGUUAUUUCCAACUGUUUCAAAACUGGCAACCAUUAUAAAGCUUAACAUUUCGGAGACUGUAAAAAUUAGCGAAGCAUCAUCAAAAUAUUUUAAUUCACAGGAUGGGAUAUCGGUAAUUAAAAACUAUGUGAUAGAUAAGGAUAGAGAAAAGACAAUUAUCGAGGAAUUAAUAGAUAAGAGCUAUGCAUUGAGCGCUUCUGCUGCUUCUAUAGCAUAUACUGAUGACCUUAUUGCCAAAUCAUCCAAUGACGCCCUAUUCAACUUUAGAAAGCUUAGAAUAAGGUACGAAGGUACAGAAAAUACAAUGUUAAUCGAUCCAAAGACAAUAAAUGGGUUAGAAUUAGUUGAAAAUAUAAUUGACAAGAGAGGGAUGUCGUUUUGGAAAUUUUUAAAUACUACUUGCACGAAGAUGGGAGAAAGAUCGUUAAGGAACAAUAUCUUACAACCAUUGACUGACGAAAAAAGUAUCAUAAUGAGACAAGAAGCAGUAAAAGAGUUACAAGGGGACGAAAAGCUUUUAGAACAAUUAAGGAAACAUAUGAAGGUAUAUCAAGAUCUAGAUAGAAUAUUUGUCAAAUUAUUGUCAGUAAAUCAUAAUGCCAUUAAGGCAGAGCAAAAGAUCAAUUACGUGAUCCUAUUGAAAGACUCCUUAAUUACCACACAAAGAUUGAAGGCAAUUCUGGAACCCAUAGAAUUUGAAAGCCGUCUGUUGCAAGAGGUGAAGAAAAUAUUUUUUAAUGAAUCGAUAACUGAGAUUGAACAAUGUAUCAACAAAUAUAUCAACGAAGAUUGCAUUUGGGCGUCGUCAAAUUUAGAACUGAAGAACCAACAAACCUAUGCUGUUAAUGAUAGUGCAAACAGCUUGUUAGAAAUAUCUCGCCAACUCUACAAGAAUCUUAUGAACGACAUCAUGGAAGAGAUAGAAGGACUAUCUAAAGAGUUUGACCUUCCUCUAGAUUACAGCUUUGAUUCAAAUAGAGGCUUCUUCCUCAAAAUUAAAAAGGGUGAAAUAAAUGAUCUAAAUUCUUUGCCAAAUGAGUUUAUAAAUAAGAUUUCGAAGAAAAACUUUAUUGAAUGUUGCACUCUUAACAUAAUGAAAAUGAAUGUAAGACUCAAAGAAAUUAUAUUGGAAAUAUCUUCAAUCAGCGAACAAGUUGUUUUAGAGCUUUUAAACGAAGUUGUUAAGUACCUUUCUAUCCUUUUCAUGAUAUCAGAGGCAGUUUCAAUCUUAGAUUUACUUUGCUCUUUUGCAUUUAAAUCAUUCAAGGAAAAUUACUGCUUUCCAAAGUUUUCAACUAAUCUAUUUCUCAGACAAUCAAGACAUCCAAUUCUGGAAACAUUGAUAAAAGGAUUUGUUCCCAAUGACAUAGUAAGUACAAAGACAAGUUCAGCUGUCCAAAUAAUUACAGGGUGUAAUAGAAGCGGCAAAUCGGUAUACCUGAAACAAUUACCCUUACUUUGCAUUAUGUCGCAAAUAGGCUCUCCUGUCCCAGCCGAAUCGGCUAUCGUCCCUAUUUAUAAAAAAGUCCAUGCAAGGGUUUGCAAUGAUACGAUGGAAAUGAAUAGUUCUACUUUUUCGUUUGAAAUGAAAGAAAUGGCUUAUUUUUUGGAUGACACUGAUCAAGACACAUUACUUAUUAUAGAUGAACUUGGUAGAGGUUCAAGUAUCGGUGACGGAUUUUCGAUUUCAUUGGCCAUUACUGAACAUCUUAUAGGAACAAAGGGUACCGUGCUUCUGUCCACACAUUUCGAGGCCAUCCCAUCUAUAUUAGUAACAAGACCCAACGUUUUACAUUUGCAUAUGCAAAGUCGAAAUUUACCCGAUAAUUCAAUCAGAAUGAGUUAUACUGUUGGAGGUCAUGCUUCUAAUAUUGUCAAUAAUGCAAUAAAGAUGGUUUCGCCAUACUUUGACCCACAUAUUAUUGAAAAGGCAUAUAUAAUAUCUGUGUUACUAAAAAAAAUAGAAGAUGGAUCCACUAGAGGAACUUUGACAGACAUAGAGCGAAAAGAGAAUCUAGAAACCUCAAAGCAAAUGAAGAAAAUUCACAUCAUCGUGGAGGUACUAAAGGAAGUGAUGACCGGAAAUGAACCAAUCUCAUUAGCUUCUUUGAAAGCGAUCCAGACAGAUUUCAUUGACACAUUCCGGGAGUAA
Naumovozyma castellii is the source of this 2646-nucleotide messenger RNA. It is a transcript of the gene MSH4, whose product is annotated as MutS family protein MSH4. The record is from RefSeq and is a predicted model, not a curated record. Bases 1 to 2646 code for a protein of 881 amino acids. Lineage: Eukaryota; Fungi; Ascomycota; Saccharomycetes; Saccharomycetales; Saccharomycetaceae. The transcript has a single exon.